AUGGUGUCCGGCUACCUGAGGGUCGACGGUGACAAGGUCGUCGACGGCAGUGGGCAGCAGGUGGUGCUGCGCGGAGCGGCUAUUGGAGGAUGGAUGAACAUGGAGAACUUCAUCACAGGCUACCCCGGCCACGAGUUCCAGCAUCGAGCAUCCAUGAAGAAAGUGCUGGGCGAAGAGAAGGCCGACUUCUUCUUCGACAAGUGGCUGGAGUACCACUUCACCGAAGCCGACGCCCGCUUCUUCGCCAGCCUGAAGCUGAACUGCAUCCGGCUCCCCUUCAACUACCGGCAUCUGGAAGAUGACAUGAACCCGCGGGUGCUGAAGGAGGCUGGAUUCAAGCACCUCGACAGGGUGAUUGAUUUGUGUGCAAAGCACCAGAUCUACACGAUCCUCGACAUGCACACCGCGCCAGGCGGCCAGAACCCCGACUGGCACUCCGAUAACCCUACCAACUAUGCCGCGUUUUGGGACUACAAGGACCACCAGGACAGGACCAUCUGGCUAUGGCAAGAGAUUGCCAAAAGAUAUAGGGACAACGCGUGGGUGGCCGGGUACAAUCCCAUCAACGAACCGUGCGACCCCGAGCAUAUCCGCCUGCCAGCGUUCUACAAACGGAUCGAAGCGGCCAUCCGUGCCGUGGACCCUCAUCACAUCUUGUGGUUGGAUGGCAAUACCUUUUCGAUGGAGUGGAAGGGCUUUGAUGAGGUCUUGCCGAAUUGCGUGUACGCUCUACAUGACUACUCGAUGAUGGGCUUCCCUACCGGCGAGCGCUACAAGGGCACCGAAGACCAGAAUAGCAAGCUCGAGCGACAGUUCCUGCGGAAAGCUGAAUUCAUGCUCGACCACAAAUGCCCCAUCUGGAAUGGCGAGUUCGGUCCAGUCUACGCUGACCCAGCCGAGGACAAAGAUGCAGACGCCGUCAAUCAGGAUCGAUACAACAUGCUCGGCCAACAGCUUAAUGUCUACGACAAGUUCAAGAUCAGUUGGAGCAUCUGGCUGUACAAGGACAUCGGCGUCCAGGGGAUGGUGCACACGAGCCGCGAUUCGAAAUGGAACCGUACCAUCCAGCCCUUCCUGGACAAAAAGAAGCAGUAUCGCUUGGAUGCGUGGGGGGUGCACCACUCGCCGGAGGCGGAAGCCGCUUUGAAUCCUCUCGUAGAGUGGAUCGACAAGAUCUGUCCGACUGCGAAGGAUGCGUAUCCAGGGCCGUGGCAGACCGAAAGGCACGUCAUGCGCGCCGUGAUCCAGACGUGGUUGAGUGCGCAAUUCUCCGACGAGUUUGCCCAACAGUUCAAGGGAAUGGACUUCAAAGAGCUGGACGAACUGGCGCACAGUUUCCAUUUCAACGAAUGUGUCCAACGGCAAGGACUGAACAAGAUCUUGAGCGAGCAUGCUGCUCAGUGA
This is a messenger RNA of Cladophialophora immunda, 1404 nucleotides long. RefSeq lists its product as uncharacterized. Gene Ontology annotation, cellular component: cell surface; extracellular region. The transcript has 4 exons. Lineage: Eukaryota; Fungi; Ascomycota; Eurotiomycetes; Chaetothyriales; Herpotrichiellaceae. The record is from RefSeq and is a predicted model, not a curated record. Gene Ontology annotation, biological process: glucan catabolic process. Bases 1 to 1404 code for a protein of 467 amino acids. Gene Ontology annotation, molecular function: beta-glucosidase activity.